This is a messenger RNA of Triticum turgidum subsp. durum (durum wheat), 2994 nucleotides long. Lineage: Eukaryota; Viridiplantae; Streptophyta; Magnoliopsida; Poales; Poaceae. The record is from the annotation of a GenBank genome assembly.
AUGGAGCCGACAGAGGACAUUGAGUUCCUCUGGAAGUGGCGCAAGUACCUGCUGCUGCUCGCCACGCUGGUCGCCAGCGUCACCUACGGCGCCGGCCUCAACCCGCCCGGCGGCGUGUGGUCCAAGGACCACGAUGGAGGCAACACCCCACAGCAGCGCCCCCGCGCCGUCAACCCGCCGGCGCCCCCGUCCCUUGCGGUGUCCCCGGCGCCGGCGGUCUACCCAUUCCGCGUCGGCGAUCCCGUGCUGGUGUCCACCUACUCGGCCCGGUACACCGCCUUCUUCUACUGCAACGCCACAGCCUUCGUGGCGUCGCUGGUCAUCAUCAUGUUCCUGCUGGAUCGGCGCCUCAGCGGCAACCGCGUCGGCCUCACCGUGCUCCGCUCCGCCAUGCUGCUUGACCUGCUGGCUCUCAUGGCCGCCUUCGCUGCCGGGAGCUGCCGCAGCGUGCCUGGGUCCAUCUAUGUCUCCUUGCUCUUCGCCGUCGUCUUCGUCUACGUCGCCAUCCACCUCCGCGUGGCCUCGAGGACGGAAGCGCCGGCCGCGGACGCGGAGGAGAAGAGGCGCCUCAAGGAGCAGCGCAAGUUCCUGCUGCUGCUGGCCACCUUCGCGACGCCGCUGGCGUACGGCGCGGGGCUGGCGCCGCCGGGAGGCUUCUGGAGCGAGACCCAGGAUAUGCACCGCGCCGGCGCUCCGCUGCUGCACGACGGGCCCUACAAGAUCCGCUACCACAUAUUCUUCUACGCCAAUGCCAACUCCUUCGUGGCCUCCCUCGCCAUCAUCAUGCUGCUCAUGAGCAGGACGCUAAGCGACCGUCUCGUCCGGUCCAAAGCUUUGCUUGUGUGCGUCCUGGGGGAACUGCUUGGCCUCAUGAUCGCUUAUGCCGCCGGGAGCUGCAGGUGGAUCCCCACCACCGUGUACAUCGUCUCCCUCGUCGGCGCCGUGGUCAUCUACAUUGUGUUGGUGCCAGCGUUCGGCCUCGACGCGAUCGAAGAAUGGCGUAAGAAACUCGUUGCCUGUGUUGGCCUUGGGCCAAAAGGUGAUGGGCAAGAAGUUGCAGCGAGGACAAUCAACAUCGGUGCUCGGCAAGAAGUUGCAGCGAGGACAAUCAACAUCGAAGAAAAGCUGGAGCAGACGCGGUCGCUUGUGCUGCUGCUGGCCACGCUGGCGGCGACGGUGACGUACCAGGCAGGGCUGAGCCCGCCGGGCGGCGUCUGGCCCGAAGGGCAUCAGAAUCGCAUCGCGGGGAACCCGGUUCUCCACGACAUGCACCUCAAGAGGUACAUGGCCUUCUACCACUGCAACACGGCGGCGUUCGUGGCGUCCGUGGUUGUUAUCAUCAUCGUCCAGAGCAAGGUGCUGAGCACCGUCUGGGGUGCCAUGCUCCUCAAGACUGCCAUGAUACUGGACCUGUUCGGCCUCAUGGGCGCCUAUGUUGCCGGGAGCUGCCGGGAUCCCACCACCACCAUCUUCGUCGCCGCGCUGGCCGUCGCCGUCUUCCUCUACACCAUGGCCAAGGUCGUGGGCAAGCAGAGCUGGCUGGCACGGUGGGUGCAACGCAUGCUUGUAGCGUUGCUCCCCCCUGAGUUGCCCCGGAAAGGAGGAGGAGACGCACCUCAAGCUAUCAACCUCCCCGACGAGCCGUCCCAGCAAGGAGGAGAAGCACCUCAAGAAGCUUUCCAUGUCAUCCACAAUCCUGACGAGUCGUCCCGGCAAGGAGAAGAAGCGGCGCAUGUUCCUGCUGCUGCUGUUGUGCACCUUGGUGGCGAGUCGUUCCGGCAAAGAGGAGAAGAAGCAACUCAAGGAGCGGCACAAGUUCCUCCGCUUGGAUCUGAGCGUAUUCUUGAAGAAAAAAAGCUCGAGAGGAAGCGCAAGUUCUUGCUGCAACUCGCCAUCCUCGCCGCCACCGUCACGUACCAGACAGGGCUGAACCCGCCGGGCGGAUUCUGGACGGAGAGCAAUGGGGAUAAGUUAGUCACCGCCGGCGACCCAAUCCUCCUCGACUACUACGGGGUCAGAUACCAGGUGUUCUUCUACUGCAACGCGGCGGGGUUCAUGGCGUCCGUCACCGUCAUUCUCCUCCUGGUGAACCAGACGUUGUCCAAGCCGGGCAUCCGGACCAAGGCGCUCUACGUAUGCGUCAUGGUCGGGCUACUGGGCCUCAUGGGCGCCUACGCCGCAGGCAGCUGCCGGAAGCUGCGCACCUCCAUCUAUGUCUUUGCACUCGUGGCGGCCGUCGUGGCCUUCCUCAUCCUGGAGAUCCUACUUCAUUGGCUCGGCCGCAGGGGUUGGUCCAAGUGCCUCCCUAAGUGCCUAACGAGGCUGUUUGAGACAUUGUCGACUGGGCCGGGCGGUGGCAGCAAGAACAAGAGCGAUCAGGAGGUGAUCACCACCGUGGAUAAACUAGAGAGCGAGGACUAUGAGAAGCGUAAGUACCUGAUGGUGCUCGGCAUCCUGGCGGCGAGCGUGACGUACCAGGCUGGUCUCGCGCCUCCCGGCGGCACGUGGGGCGACGACGAUACCGCUUCGUCGUCGCCCUUGCCGUCCCCAUCGGCACACCCACCCACCGUCGCCGGCAACCCGAUCCUGCUUGACUUCAAUGCUGCACGGUACCAGGCCUUCUUCUACUGCAACGCAACGUCGUUCGUGGCCUCGGUCGUCGUCAUCUUGAUGCUGCUGCAACGCACCACGAAGAAGCAGCAGCCCGGCGCGCCACUGCGGGCAUUGCAGACCGCUGUGGUCCUGGACCUGCUCGGCCUGCUGGGCGCGUACGCCGCUGGCAGCUGCAGGGACUGGGAGACGUCAUCGUACGUCAUCGCGCUCGUCGCGGCAGUGGUCGUCUUCACCUUGAUCUACGUGUUGUUGUCAUUCAACGUCGUGCGGGCAAAGGCCGAGGAGCUCACGGUGUGGAAAUACUUUUCACAAAAGGGGUUGAACUACUCGGGAGCACGCAAUGAUCAUGAUCAGCCAGCCGGAAAUGGUGUCAAGGAUUAA